UCACCGUGGAUGAAGUGGGUGGUGGUGCGAGUGCCGGUGGUACAGACGAGGGGGCCGGGGCUGAUGCCCCGGCGAAUCAACAGGAGCAGCAACAACAACAACAACAACAACAACAACAAGAACAACAACAACAAGAACAAGAACAAGAACAACAACAACAACAACAGCAACAACAACAACAACAACAGCAACAACUACAACAACAACAACAGUUGCAGUAGCAGCAGCAGCAGCCGUGGGGACCCCCGUCAUGGUGGCCUGGCGGCUUUGGUGGCGGCCCACGCAGCUCGACGUCCAGUGCUAGCUCCAGCUCUGUGAGUUGCCAAUACCAGCUCCAGACUGAUCC
Molecule: messenger RNA, 346 nt
Organism: Closterium sp. NIES-67
Lineage: Eukaryota; Viridiplantae; Streptophyta; Zygnematophyceae; Desmidiales; Closteriaceae
Source: the annotation of a GenBank genome assembly